Molecule: messenger RNA, 5780 nt
Organism: Athalia rosae (coleseed sawfly)
Lineage: Eukaryota; Metazoa; Arthropoda; Insecta; Hymenoptera; Athaliidae
Gene: Twi
Product: protein twist
Exons: 2
Coding region: 365-1486 (373 amino acids)
Biological process (GO): regulation of transcription by RNA polymerase II; developmental process
Molecular function (GO): RNA polymerase II transcription regulatory region sequence-specific DNA binding; protein dimerization activity; DNA-binding transcription factor activity, RNA polymerase II-specific
Source: RefSeq, a predicted model, not a curated record
AAAGAGGGUGGUGGAAGAAAGAGGGAAGAGGGAUAAAGCCGGUAUAGUGGGGAAAGAGGCGGGGUUGCCUCACUCGAAUAUCCUUGCGUGCUUUUCCAGGGGACUUCGCCACUUCAGUCAGACAGAAGUCAUCCCCCGUGUCGUCCACGUCGUGUCAUUUCUACAGAAUCAAAUCGCGUUGACAAAUCUUCGUCGAUCGAGCGUUCGGUGGUUCGCGACAGGUGUCGUUUUGUGUUUUUUUUUUUUUUUUCUUUCUUUCUUUCUUUCUUUCUUUUCAAAACAGUGCGUCGUGGUAACAGUGGUAACGAGCGAUCGAUCCCGAUGCGCUGAUCUUUAGCUCAAGAUCGUUGGCGGAAUAAAAUCGAUGAAAAAAGAGCAUAGGUCAGAGAUCGAAAUGCAGGCUCAACCGGUUGCCAUUCAGACCCAAUUACGAGCGCAGGUUUUAUACCCGCUCGGCGAUGGCUCGGGUAUACCGAACAGCGCGGGAAGUAGCGCCAGCAAUUCGCCGGAUCAUUACGAGAGAUUUUCACCACCGACCCAUCUGAUGGAUCUGAGCAACGCGCCGGAACAUCGGGGACUACCGGGAUUUCAUCCGCAUCAUCACCACCACCACCAUCAUCAUCAGAUGUACCAACAGCCGGCUUACAUCGUCUACGAUACCAUGGAGGACAAGAGGUUUCAGGAACAACAGAAACUCUUGCAGUACGAGAGGGAGGUUCACGUGCAGGGGGAAUACGAGAGGAGGAUCGACGAUCAUUCGCCCGGUUUUUUGUCGGACCACAGCCACGCGAGCAGAGAUCACGAGCAGAGUCUCUACCUGACGCCCUCGCCCCAGAUGUAUUCGUCGGGGGAAGAGAUGACGACGGCACCGCCGUCGAACGCGUACAACACGUCGGAUUACAAAGCCGAUCCGGCGGAAUAUAAGCCGGAAAUCGUACAGGGAAACGGCGAUCAGGUGCAGGCGAAUAGCAAACAGUUCACCGAGUCCAGACCGGCCUCCGCCGUCAAGAGAAAGAGGAAAUCGAGUCUCGCCGAUAUAAACAACGAAUCGGACGGAGAGAGUCAAUCUUCAUCGAGCUGCACCGGCGGUAGUAAAUUAAAAGUGCGACGAAAGAGCGGCGCUACUUUCGAAGAGAUACAAAAUCAGAGAGUCAUGGCGAACGUACGCGAACGACAGAGGACGCAAAGUCUCAACGAAGCUUUCGCCUCUCUGAGAAAAAUCAUACCAACUUUGCCCAGCGAUAAACUCAGCAAAAUACAAACCCUCAAACUCGCCACGAGGUACAUAGAUUUUCUUUAUCAAGUGCUGCACUGCAACGCCGAGAACCCCGAGGGAAACGAGGACAACGGAGAAGGUAGUCCGAGAAGCGCAGUUCUUGCAGCUAGGGAAAUAACGUCGUCAUCCUGCAGUUACAUGGCGCACGAAAAAUUGUCGUACGCUUUCAGCGUCUGGAGAAUGGAAGGCGAUUGGAACUCGAAUCUGUAGGCAAAAAAAAACAAGAGGAAGACCGGCGAAGAUAAAGAGGAAGCUGCAGGAGGGAGAAAAUUAUUAUUCGAAGGAGUCAACGAUAAUUGUGAUGUCGCGGAGGCGUUUUCCGCUAUCACCCGAUGCGGUGUAAUAUAUGUGAAAAAUAGAAGUAACGAAACGCCCCGGUAAAAAUUUUAUCUACAUGGAUUAAUUUAAGUGGAGUACAAUCGAUGAGUCGAUCAGUUUUGCGUUAUAUCCGCGUUGACAUGACGGAAAAUCUGAUUUUUUAUUUGUUUCUUUGUUUUGUUUUUUUCGUUCAUUCAAAAUCUCGUUAGCGGUUUUCAUUCGCACAUAUAACGUCGAAGGUUUUUACCUUCCUGACUCAUUGUAUUUUUUUGUAUAUUUUGAUACGGUUACAUAUAGCGAGUUAUUAUGAUAUAGACCGGUUUAUUUCGCAAUUUUCGCUGGAUCGAAAAUUGCGAAAUAACGCGAUGAUGUAUAAAUCAUGGAGAGAUUAAUUUUAAACGCGUUCAAGUUUUCCUGUCUCCGACGAUCCGUUCAAAUCUUUCGUUGAUAUUCCUAUUUUUUUUUCCUCUUACAAAUAUCGAAAACGCCCGAUAUACAUACAGAUUGUCCAUACAGAACGGAUCCGAAGAGACAUCGCUAAGCGAAGACGCAUCUAUAACUCGAUUUCCGCUUCCGUGCCGCGCGGCGGUAUCGCGAUGCAGACGAUCGUCAUCGUCAUCGGAUGCCGCGCGCGGUAACAGAGAAAUUCAGGAAUGAAAGCCGAAAACACUUUAAACCGCGAUGCUUGUACCGUAAAUAAUUUAUGUUUCCUGUUAGCUGGCUCUAUUAGAUACUUUGGCGUCUAGAAAUUGUCGUUAUUCCCUAGGCCGCCACCGUUGGCACGGUCGCAUAAAACCGGCACCGAUGCAACGCAACAAACCAUCGCGUAUCAAAAAUCUGCUUAUUAGCAAAGUGUCCGUCACCGGUGCCUCGGUCGCAGCACGAGGCGACGAAACACGCGGAUCUUGCUCCGCUGCCUCGUCAACCGUCUCAAAAUUCACCGGGUGAAAAAACGAACGAUCUUCCGUCUUCCUCGGGCUUUCCUCGACGCUCGAGUUUUCAUCGCCGCGCACUUGAGGAGGAGCUGAACGCCGCGAGGUAGCCGCCCUUAACAAGGUCAAAAUACGUAAACUCGAGAGUUCUCUUCGUUUCAACAGCGAUUUUGUCGUUGAUAUUUUUCACCCCCCCCCCCCCCCCUCCCCCCCCACACGGUGCAGGCUACCAGAUUCGGUAUUAUGUGUGUACCUAUGCGCGGUGCCGCGACCUUACCCAAAGAAAACAGAGCGAAAAUUGAGGGGAAAAAUAAAAUAAUGCCAACGAGAAUAUUUCGGCGCCCGUUAAUGCCGCAGCCUCCGCGCGAUAAUGGGACUAUACGUUCCGGGUGGAAUAUUAUAUUUUCUCAAGCCUGUACCACGACCGCGUGUCCGUAUAACCGCGUUUUUAAAAACAUCCAUCUCGGUACAAAGAAGAAGAAGAAGAAGAAGAAGAAGAAGAAGCAGCUUCUGCUGUUACCACUGCGUUAGACUAACUCGCGUUGCAGCCCUGGUGAAUCCCUGGCGUACACGAAGCACUGUACAAUAAGCUAUAACACGCCGUGUUUGGGUAAUCGGUACGCAUAGCUCAUAUCUCGUAUACUAAAACUCUACGCGGUAACCAUAACCGUGUGAAUAUUUUAGAGGGAGUUAGUUAUUUUAAGCUAAACCAAAGCAAACUUUUCCCUCGCCUUCUAUAUAAUGUGCAUGCGGCAACGGGAACGGCACCGGUUAUAACAUGGCCCCAACCGACUGUCCCUCACAGCGACGACUCAAUGAUUUUUACGCUAAUGGAUCACAUGUAUAUUUUGCCACUCGUGAUUUUUUUGGUUUUUGUUUUUUUUUUUAUUUCUACCUUUUUUCUCAUUCUCGAAUAAUUUAUAGAUGCAGUGUAUUGUACGUGUAUUUGAGUUUUUCAAUUCGAAAAUAAUCGAUGUAAAUAAUUAUGUGAAUAGUUACACGUUGUGUAAACGGGUCGUCCUAUGAUAUAAUAUGCGCGAUAUGUGAUGUACCGAUGGAAUAUAGUAAGAAACGGUGAAAAUUUAUCAACUGUAACACGACCGGAGAGCCCGUUCUUCCUAAAAGUUUCCGAAGCGAUCGCGUCGUGCGAUAAAUAAGAUUUUACAUCUAUCCGUGUUCCUUCGAUGUGUAUAUAUAUAUAAUUUUCGUACUUUACUUUUUAUUUUUCUCCAAAUUCAUUUUCUCCCGAUGUCUUUUUACCAGCGGUAACGUAAUAGCCGUUAUAAAUCUCUUUGCAUUCAAUUAGAAGAGACACGUCGCUCUCUCCGAAAACUCGGUUCUCCUUUUUCUCCUCCCCUGUAGGAAAGCUAACUUAUACACGCGUGUCGUUAUAGCGAGAAGCCAAGAGAGGGCAAACUUCUUGUUACGAUGCGGGGAUAUAAAAACAAACGACGAAACCUAUAGAAUUUCGUUCAGUGCAUCGUUCACAAAAUUUACCAUCUCUAAUGGCGUGUGCAUGGCAUUUUAUGUAUCGGUAGAUAUAUUUCACAUUCGUUGUAUACAAUACGGAUACGUAUUUGAAUCGGAGCGGUUUAUUUUCUUCUUCUUUUUUUUUUUAUUGUCUCGUACCGCGAGACACCGGAGAGCCGAUAUUAACUCCUCUUUUUAUUUGAUUUUUUAUAUCAUUUGUUCCUCAUCGCGAUAAGUAACGCGCAUUUAGCAGACACCCCGUAUGUAUGUAAUAAUGCGUAUCCUGAGACGGGUAAAAAAUUGAAAAAGACGGGGACAGCUGUCGCGUCGUGGGGGAUGAGCUGGUGGCGUCGGAAAGUCGGUGACGAACUUCAACUCAACAUACAUAUACAAUUCGUUGUUAUUCCACCGUAUCAUCGUUUAAUUCUAUACUUGAAUAUUCGAUUCUAAUGUAAUACGUCUCCCGAUUAUGCUUUACGCUAUGCGAUACGCUAGAAUGUUUGAACAAUUUACGACGUCGGUAUGUAGGUAUGAGAUGAUCACCUAGUGAGAUUGUCGUGGAAACAUAUCAAUCAAAGAAACACGUAGAUGUGACGGUAUGAAGUUGACCAUUUGCCAAAGUUGACGUGCCCGAAUGAACCAAAAAGAUUUGUAUACACUUAUAUCGAAGCAAGUUUAAAGCGGCCUUUAAGUUUCGAAUCAUUCAAGAGUUCUCAAAGUGCCAAAGAAGUGCCUAAAUCUCGUAACGCACAUAAUCUCUUUUUCGAAGGUGAAUAACCCUCUAAACUAUACACUCGUAACUUUGUCGAGGCCCCGAGGUGGCGAUGCCAAAUAAAAUAUGUAUUUCUGAAAAAAAAAGAUUUAAAUUCCUAUGUAAAAUCCAUUAAAAUUCGAAAAAUGAAUCCCUCGGUCUCGAGUUUUACGACCUGUGUAUCGCUGUUUAGGUAAAACUAUUUUGAUAGAAUUAAUUGAUUUAAGCGAAAAAAUUUAAUAGUCUUAAGAUAACGAAAAAAAAAACGGAAAAACCAAAAAAAAGAAUCAACCCUAGUGCCUUACUUGAUAAGCCUUGCGGUCAUACAGCUAAAAUACCAAAAUUUUCAAGUGUACAGUAUUUUCGAUUCGGUUUUCAACAAUAUCGUAAUAAGAUAUUACUAUAAUAGUAGUGAUGCAGCGAUUAUCAAUGUAAUAUUUUGAAUCGCCAUCGUUGUUAUCUGUUUUUUAUUUUUUCUUAUGUAUAUAUUGUACUAAUAAACUUUAUAUAUCUGAGCGAUGAUACAUCAUGUAAAUAUUUUUAAGGACAAUAUUCGAUAGAGGCAUUUAUAUAUUGCAUUGUGUAUAUUAGAACUUGAAGAAAAACUACUUCUGGUGUCUUUAGGGGCCGGAUUAUGCAAUAAUUUAUUAACGACGGAUAAUUAGGAAAGCAAAGAACGAGGAGAACGAUUAAUGAUUGUUUCUUUUUUUUUGUCAAACUCUGUACAUAGAUUCGGAUGAAUACCCCAUAGAUAUAUACGUAUAGUGCCUUAUACUUUGAUAUAGAAUAAUUAAUUAUUUUCACGAUUAGAUACUUAAGGAUUUUUAGUUUAAGACUUUAACGUUAGAUUUUCAUUCCUCUGUUAUUGCUAUCCGAUAAUUUGUUAGCAUUCUACGAUAUUAUCUAUAUAUUAAUAUUAUUAUAAAAACCUUAUAACAUAAAUAUGUUUAUAUUGUACAGUAUUUUUAUAUCAUUCGUCAAAGUCAUCAUUACUUUAUUAUAUUCUAUAAAUAAAUGGUAAUAAUGAAAAUUA